GAUGGUAUGGUGAAACCAUCUCGUGCGAACGUGACGCAGGGGUUAUCUCUAGCAGAUUCCCUUACGCCUUUAAAAUCAGCAUGGUCAUGGAGUAUUACUUGUGGACUGUUUUGUAGUUAGUUAAUCAGUUAGAUUGACGGAAGAGAAAGCGGAACCAUGGCGUGAUGCCUGUUUAGACGAGGGUACCCUUUGCGCAUUCACUCUACUAACCGUAGGUAAACCGGCUUCUGAGACGAUGAUACUCUGAAAUGCAUACCUCUUAACCAUCUGCAUGAAGGCUGGCCUCAAUUGCAGAGGUUUUAUAUAUCAUUUUGGAAAAAUGCUAGAGCAUCAAAAGGCCCAGCGGGCUCAUUCUUCAAGUGUCCCUUCCGAAUCAACGAGAAGGCGGAUAUACCCCACGAGUUCUGAUGGGUCUAUGGGUCCAUCUACUCGAUUGUGGAACAGACUUCGAGAUAUACCUAAUAACCCCAAUGAUCCCGAAUGCGUAAAGGAGCUGGUCAUCGUUGCGUUCGGUGCUUUUGAGAGAUACUAUAUCUGCUGGAAGAUACAAAAUGGGGAAUAUAGACAGGAUAGCUACGGCCUACCAGACGAGUUACAGACAUGGCUUUUCCCACCGGAUGGGUCAACGCGAGACUUCGACACACUUCAGAUUGUUUUCGGACAUGGAGACGAGUAUUUUGCAUCAGACAAGAAUGGGAAGGUCUCGAAUAGAGAUAGCACCGCUGAUUUGAAGGAUAAAUUGUCUGCGAGACAAGUGCCUUCAAGGCAGAAUCUGAGGCGAUCACAUACACUUUCUAUGACGAGUCUCCCUUCUGAACGAGAACUAAGACCUCCGUCUCUCAUUCCUGUUACGCAAUCACCGCCGACGAGGAGUAUCAUGAGGCGUGACACACUACGAGCAGCACGCCCGCAGAGCAUCGCUAUCGACGGAUCCAGCUUCUGGAGCUGGUUAGAGAAGAAGACAGAAAGAGAGAGCCAAGCCCAAGUGGCAGAUACUAGGUCGCGAAAUCUAGCUCCACCGGCUGCUGUACCCCAACUACCGAACCCAAAGAGAGUAUGUCGUUACGUGGAUGCAGGCGUCCAGACUGAGCCUGAUCAAGAUGAUCUCGAAUCGACAUCGACAAGGUCCACGAGAUCAAGAUCCAGCAGUACUUACAGCAUGCAGCGGAUAUCAACUAGCCCACCUUCGAUAGUUGGAACUACCAUAGAAGACCCAGCGAACCCGGUUAUAAUGGGUAAGAUGCAUUCAUAUUUUCGGGGAAGAGGAUAUAAAUUAGGAGAUGCUCUAGGUACCAGGCUUGUACCAUGAAGUACACUAUCAACUUUUGGCGAUCCAGACUGCAGCCACGGAAAUUAAAGCGGGUGCAGACAAUGCAGAUACGAGCAGGACUGAGAAAGAAAGAUACUUUUCUUGCAGGCUUGCGCCAUGUUUACAUACUCGCAGGAACGAGUCAAGAUCCUGAGUCUCGAUAAGGCCUAGGAAUACCACGUCCUACCGCUCCUACGGUUCAGAAGACCGUCUAAUUUUGACCUUUCGACACUAAACACCAUGGAAAACAAGAAUUCCUCCCCUUCUU
Messenger RNA from Paecilomyces variotii, 1577 nucleotides. RefSeq lists its product as hypothetical. The transcript is spliced from 3 exons. The coding region runs from base 272 to 1309 and encodes 345 amino acids. NCBI's taxonomy places the organism in Eukaryota, Fungi, Ascomycota, Eurotiomycetes, Eurotiales, Thermoascaceae. The record is from RefSeq and is a predicted model, not a curated record.